Messenger RNA from Phoenix dactylifera (date palm), 1665 nucleotides. RefSeq names its product shikimate kinase 3, chloroplastic-like. Gene Ontology annotation, molecular function: shikimate kinase activity. Lineage: Eukaryota; Viridiplantae; Streptophyta; Magnoliopsida; Arecales; Arecaceae. The record is from RefSeq and is a predicted model, not a curated record. Gene Ontology annotation, cellular component: cytosol; chloroplast.
CUCCUCCGUCAAGGCCUCCCUCCCCUCGCUCGCUGCGCUGCGCCUCCCUCCGCCGCUUAUCGUGCGCCACCGUCGCUGGCGAGCUUCCCAAACCCUAGCGUUCUGAGAGAUUCGCCGUUAAAGGCCUCGUCUGGAUCCCUCAGAUAACCCACACGCUUCCAUUUUCAAUUCCCCGGGUCUCCCCCAAUCUCGAAGCCAUGCCGGAUCUCCGGCUCUCCGAUCGGCGGCGGAGCCUUUCGUGGUGAUUUCUGAAGAAAAGGAGAGAGCGCUUUCUCUUGGGUUUUGGUUUCUUUUGGAUUGAUUGAAUGAUGGAGGCGAUCGCGGCUUUAAGCUUGCAGUCGUCUCCUUGGAUCGGUUCUGAGAGGACUGGGAGGAAAACAGGCGGUUUCUUUAGGAUUCCGAGUGGAUUCUCCGAUGAGAGGAGGGUUAAGACGCUUAAAUUGGGAGAUUCGCGGUGGAGUCGAACUGCGGUUGGAUCCAGGCACCUGGAGUUGAAGAUUUCUUCUUCUUAUAAGAAAUCCGGAGAUAACUUUAAUAACUCAGUUGAUGAAGCCCUCAUACUAAAGAGAAAGUCGGAAGAUGUUCUUCCGUACUUGAAUGGACGGUGCAUAUAUCUAGUUGGAAUGAUGGGAUCUGGGAAGACUACAGUGGGAAAGAUAUUAUCAGAAGUGUUAGGUUAUUCUUUUUUUGACAGUGACAAAUUGGUUGAGCAGGCUGUUGGCAUAGCUUCCAUUGCUCAGAUAUUUAAGGAGCAUAGUGAGGCUUUUUUCAGAGAUAACGAGAGUAAAGUGCUAAGGGACUUGUCUUCAAUGCACCGUUUAGUUGUUGCAACGGGAGGUGGUGCUGUGAUUCGACCAAUCAACUGGAAAUAUAUGAAACAAGGGAUAACCAUUUGGUUAGAUGUUCCUUUGGAUGCUCUUGCGAGACGGAUUGCUGCUGUAGGGACUGAUUCUCGCCCUCUUUUGCAUCAAGGAUCUGGUGAUCCCUACAAAAAGGCUUUUGUGAAACUCACUACACUCUCCGAACAAAGGGGCAAGGCCUACACCAAUGCCGAUGCAAGAGUUUCCCUUGAAUAUAUAGCGGCUCAACAGGGUCAUGGUGAUGUUUCUGCACUUACACCUACUGCUAUCGCUAUUGAGGCACUAAUGAAGAUUGAAUGUUUUCUUAUAGAGAAUGCGGUUGUUAGUAAUAGUUCACACCUUCAGGAAUGAAGGCCUAAGAUUCCCUGGUUCUUGUAGUGUGCCUUCUACCUUUUCACUGAUUGUUCAUUCAAGUGUAGUACCUACAUGGCCCAACCAACUUAAAUGAAUAAACUUGCGUUACAAUGCUCAACAGCUUCAAAAGGGCCUAAUUGGCCCUUUAGUUGGCAUGUUUGUGAUUGUGAUGUGGAAUAACAUAUGCAGGAGGCUUGCAUUCAUCUCAUACUGACCAUGUAUAAGUUCAUUUUUUUUAUAUGAUUGUUAGCAUAAUUUCAUAUUCUGAAACAUUUUCUUGAUGUGUAACUUAAAUUCCUUUUGUUUUGUAGAUCCUGACCUUGGUAUGAUCUUGCUCUUUAGCUGCUGGUAAACUAAACUUAUCAUUCUUUUAAGUCAUGAAUCAAGUGAACUGGGACUUACCCCAAUGGUCGCAUCUCUGUGCUUAAUAAAAGACGAUGGGUUCAAAUUU